CUGUACUCUACUACACCUCUCGACAUCUUCUUCUUCUACUUCUUCUUCUUCUUCUUCUACUACUACUUCUUCUUCUACUCAGCAUCCGUCGCAACCAUCUCAGAUAAGCAGAGGUUUAGGGCAUCCACUCCACGAGCCUCGAUCCCAGCCAAAUCCGCCUGAUUCUAGACCUCUUCCGCAUCUCAAUUGCUGUGGUGCUGGUUCCAGGCUGAUUUGAUUUGAUUCAAUUCCAGUCGAAGCAGCUUCUAUUACUCUCAAGAACAAGCAAACAACUCUCUGCUACUUCCAUGCGCGCUUCUCUGCCGCGAUUCGCCCCUCCCUCGUCCAUCAACCACUACGCCGCCCUCAACCUCCCCCUCACCGCGACCGCGCCAGAGAUCAAGAAGCAGUUCUACCGGCUCUCCAAAGAAUUCCACCCCGACCGCGUCCUCCACCGCUCGGCGCCAGACCGCGCACGCGCCCGAUCCAGGUUCGAUGCCGUCUCGGAGGCGUACUCGGUCCUCGGCCACGCGGACCGGAAGCGGGAGUACGACGAGCGCAUGAGAGCCUCGUUCGCGGCGAAUACUGCUGCCGGAUACUCUUCCUCUUCGUCAGGAACGAACCCGUAUUAUCGCACGCCGGGCGAGCGGCGGUCGCAGCACUACUCGGGUCUGAACCGCACGCGCACGCGAGCGCGCACGCAGACCACUCAGCAGACGGCGGCGGACCAGCGCGGGUCGGGCGAGUAUGGCCAGUACGAGACUGUUUUCGGACGACGGGUGCCGAGGGGGUCGCAUCCUUAUAAUCCGAUGAAUAGCGGGUUGGGAGGGGGGUAUGCGACGGGGUUGAAUGACGACGUGCCGCAUUUUGAUUAUGAGAAACAUAUGAAGCAGCAGCAGGCGUAUGAGCAGUUCAGGACGUUGAGAGCGGAAGCGCGAGCACAACCGCACACAUACGCGCGCUCGUCGUCAUACAGCGCGAGCACGCGGCACGGCACAAACCUCGCGUCGGACUCCGACCGGAGCAUGUCGACGCCCGCUGUCGUGGGCGUGCUGGGCGUGGUCUCGCUUACGAUGUAUUUGACUGUGUCUGUGAGUGGGAUUAUAGGGUGAGAGAGAUGAGAGAGAUGAGAUGAGGAGAUGAGGAUGAAUAGUAAGAAAAAAAGAAGAGUUGCAGAGAUCUGUUUUAUGAAUCGUUAUGUUUUGUUUUGUAUUCUUCGCUGGUUGGAAGCGAACAGCAUCAGGAUUUGCAUUUAGGAGGGAAGCAGCAGGAUUCAAGCUGCCGGAGUUUGCCAUUGAUAUUAUGAUUGUUGAAUUAUAUACAAUAUAUACAACAUAUACAACAUAUACAAUAUACACAAUACAUAAAAGACUACAAAAGAAUAUAACUACGAUAACAGAGAAUAAGGCAAUUGAAGCAACAGAGCGAAUUGAACCGAAGCCGGACGCAGAGCCGCGGCGGGUCCGAAAGCCAAAGUGCGUGAACUCCCACCUCAUCA
Myxozyma melibiosi is the source of this 1477-nucleotide messenger RNA. RefSeq lists its product as uncharacterized. The record is from RefSeq and is a predicted model, not a curated record. Bases 288 to 1091 code for a protein of 267 amino acids. Lineage: Eukaryota; Fungi; Ascomycota; Lipomycetes; Lipomycetales; Lipomycetaceae. The transcript is spliced from 3 exons.